AUGCCCGUCCUCGUCACCUACGCGACUUGUCGUGGCUCAACCCGAGAAGUGGCCGACCGCAUCGCCCAACGCCUCUAUGAGCAUGGCUUUGCCGUCGACUGCCGACCUGUCGACCAUGUCUUCAGCGUCGAAAACUACUCGGCCGUCAUCCUGGGCAGUGCCGUACACUCGCAGCAUUGGUUAUUGGAUGCGGUCAAAUUCCUCGAUGUCGAAGCCAUGGGCCUUCAGUUGAAACCCUUCUGGGCCUUCAGCAUGGGAAUGGCUCCCGGCGGUGUCCUAGGCUGGAUCGGGGGGAGAUUGGCCAAGAAGGAAAGAAAGAGCAUUGAAGACGGCCUCCGCGCCAAAGUCCCCCAGAUGAAAGACCAUCGGCUUUUUGCAGGAAAGGACGACGGUUCAUCGGUACCUAGUCCCCUUCACAGCGUGUACAAGUGCCUCGGCGGCCGGUUUGGAGAUUUACGUGACUGGAGCGAGAUCGAUGCCUGGGCGGAUGAGAUUGCGAAGCAAUUGCAUGUCGAGACGACCUGA
This is a messenger RNA of Capronia epimyces CBS 606.96, 525 nucleotides long. RefSeq lists its product as uncharacterized. The coding region runs from base 1 to 525 and encodes 174 amino acids. The transcript has a single exon. Lineage: Eukaryota; Fungi; Ascomycota; Eurotiomycetes; Chaetothyriales; Herpotrichiellaceae. The record is from RefSeq and is a predicted model, not a curated record.